AUGAGGAGGUCUUAUAAGGAAGUUUAUCUUGGACUAGAGCGGGACCUGUUUCUUAUGAGGGGUGUGAGUUGGCGGCUGGAGGAUGCAGAAUGUGCCCUCAUGCUGGCCCAGGGCACGGUGGGGGCUUAUCUGGUGAGCGUGCUGACCACCCUGGAGCGCCGCUUCAGCCUGCAGAGCGCCGACGUGGGCGUGAUUGCCAGCAGCUUCGAGAUCGGGAACCUGGCCCUCAUCCUGUUCGUCAGCUACUUCGGGGCCCGCGCGCACCGGCCCCGCCUCAUCGGUUGCGGGGGCAUCGUCAUGGCUCUGGGGGCGCUGCUGUCGGCCCUCCCAGAGUUCCUCACCAGUCAGUACCAGGUGGGCAAGACCUGGCGCUCGGACGCAGGGCGCGAGGUGUGCUCCAACAGCAGCCGCGGGGCCUUAGAGGAGGACAGUGCGUGUGACGGCAAAGCCAACACCAACAUGAUGUAUCUGCUGCUGAUCGGGGCCCAGGUGCUGCUGGGGGUGGGGGCCACGCCGGUGCAGCCGCUGGGGGUGGCCUACAUCGACGACCAUGUGCGCAAGAAGGACUCCUCGCUCUAUAUAGAGCCGUCACAGAAAACCAUUGUGAGGAGGAGAGGAAGGGAGAAGAGGAGAGGAGAGGAAGGGAGGAGGGGGUUAGGAGAAGAGGAGAGGAGAGGAGAGGAGGAGGAGAGAGGAGGAGAAGAGUGGAGGAGAGAAGAGGAAGAAGGGGGAGGAGGAGAAGAUGAGGGAAUAGGGACGGAGAAGAGAACAGGAAGGGAGUAA
Molecule: messenger RNA, 783 nt
Organism: Knipowitschia caucasica
Lineage: Eukaryota; Metazoa; Chordata; Actinopteri; Gobiiformes; Gobiidae
Source: the annotation of a GenBank genome assembly